AUGGCCACCACUCCUUGCAUCCUCCAAGUCACGCCUUCCUAUGCAACCACACAGGGCAAUGAGUUCAACUUCAGUGGCCUGUACCUGUACCACACGUACAAAGGCCCUAACGCCAACCAGGUGGAAACCAUAGUGAGACACCAGUUUGGCACAUUGGCCGUUAACAACUGGGUUAUUCGUGAUGGGCUCUCAUGUUCCGCUGAAGUCAUUGCGCGUGUCCAGGGCCUGCAUGUCAAUGCCGGUGACUGGCAUAACUCCUUCAGCCUAGUGUUCGAGGAUGAAGGGUUUAAGGGAUCGACACUUCAGGUGAUGGGAGUACCAGUUGAAGGAGGUGAAUGGGCUAUCGUUGGGGGAACUGGACGCUUCGCUAUGGCAACAGGUGUCAUCAAGAAAAGGAGCAUUAUUGUUGCCACAAAGAUUGGCCCAUGGGGUGGAAACGGAGGGUCGGCUCAAGACAUCACAGAGCCACCAAAGCGCCUGGAGAGCAUCACCCUUAGCGGUGGUUCGGUUGUUGAUUCCAUUGCGUUUUCUUAUGUUGAUCAAGCUGGUCAGAAGCACACUGCAGGUCCAUGGGGCGGUCCUGGUGGAAAUCCUAAUACGAUCGAGCUCUCGGACUCUGAGUUCGUGAAGGAAGUUUCUGGAACUUUCGCUGUGUAUGCGGGAGUAGUCAAUGUCAUAAACUCAAUUAAGCUUGUCACCAACGUGAAGACGUACGGACCUUUCGGUCUGGAGAACGGGACUUCAUUCAGUGUCCCCGUGCAGGGCAACAGUGGUGUCGCUGGCUUCUUCGGGCGCAGCGGCAAGUUCCUGGAUGCUAUUGGUGUCUAUGUGCAUCCGAUCUGA
This is a messenger RNA of Miscanthus lutarioriparius, 843 nucleotides long. The record is from the annotation of a GenBank genome assembly. NCBI's taxonomy places the organism in Eukaryota, Viridiplantae, Streptophyta, Magnoliopsida, Poales, Poaceae.